Tetrapisispora phaffii CBS 4417 is the source of this 357-nucleotide messenger RNA. It is a transcript of the gene DAD2, whose product is annotated as Dad2p. The coding region runs from base 1 to 357 and encodes 118 amino acids. The transcript has a single exon. Gene Ontology annotation, biological process: mitotic cell cycle; attachment of spindle microtubules to kinetochore. NCBI's taxonomy places the organism in Eukaryota, Fungi, Ascomycota, Saccharomycetes, Saccharomycetales, Saccharomycetaceae. Gene Ontology annotation, cellular component: mitotic spindle pole body; mitotic spindle; DASH complex. The record is from RefSeq and is a predicted model, not a curated record.
AUGAGUUCUAUUGAGGCACAGAUUGAAAAUAAGAGACAAGAGUUUGAAGCUUUGAAAAAAAUUGUUGGACUAACUGAUACCAUGAAGGUUCAAUUGGAUGCUUUGUCCAAUGAAGUGACUCAAAUGCAUUCUAAUGCAGAUUCUGUGUCGCAGAUAAUGUUACAUUGGGACUCGAUUAUGCAAUAUAUAUCUCAAGCAAGCUUGGGACUGCAGAAAUACUCUGAAGGUGAUUAUAAUGUCGGUACAUGGGAUGACUCUAAAACUAGCAAGGAUAAACAGGAAGAUAAAGAGCAGAAGGAAUCUGAGUUGCCUCUUCCUGAGACAUUGAUUAGAAUGAAGAUUGAUCAAAAUGACUAG